AGAAGAAGAAGAUUCAUCUGAAGAUGUCGAUAAAUGUUCAUCUGAAGAAUAAGCACAUGAAGCGGAUUUGAAUAAUGUUAGGGUUCAACAUGAACAUUUUGAAGACCCAUGUUUAAUAAAGAGUCUAUUUUUGGGGUCUAUAAGGUGGGCUAUGAUUUGAAUGGGGAGAGGAUGCCAGAGUUGAGAAGUGGAGCCAGAAGGUCAAAGCGACUUGGAGAUCUUCAGCCUGGUCCUGUACCUGUUGAUCAAGGAGAAAAUUGGGUACAGCCUGAACCGAACAGAUGUAGGAGGAGAAUUGGUGGUGGAAGAGGUGGUAAUGCUACAGGUUUAGGUAAAGGGUCUUCACCAGCUGUUCCCAUUAGGCGACCUACAGCUGGUAGAGGCCACAGAGCAAGAUUGAUUGAUUUGGAUCCUGAGCCUUGUGAGGUCCUUCCUGAUCCUGUUGCAUUUGGAACCUGUAGCUAAUAAUAACAUUGUAAUGGAGGGUGGAAGUGGUGAUAAAGUGGCAGCAGCCGCCGAAGAAGAGGCAACCAUAAACCCUGUCCCCGAGAGGGUAUCUUCUUCGUUGAACAUUUUUUCUCUUGCAUUGCCUUAUUGUGUUUCAAAGAUAU
Vicia villosa (hairy vetch) is the source of this 611-nucleotide messenger RNA. RefSeq lists its product as uncharacterized. Bases 109 to 465 code for a protein of 118 amino acids. The transcript is spliced from 2 exons. NCBI's taxonomy places the organism in Eukaryota, Viridiplantae, Streptophyta, Magnoliopsida, Fabales, Fabaceae. The record is from RefSeq and is a predicted model, not a curated record.